Ostreococcus lucimarinus CCE9901 is the source of this 1317-nucleotide messenger RNA. RefSeq lists its product with no specific name. Bases 1 to 675 code for a protein of 224 amino acids. Gene Ontology annotation, cellular component: cytosol; cytoplasm. The record is from RefSeq and is a predicted model, not a curated record. The transcript has a single exon. Gene Ontology annotation, molecular function: phosphatase activity. NCBI's taxonomy places the organism in Eukaryota, Viridiplantae, Chlorophyta, Mamiellophyceae, Mamiellales, Bathycoccaceae.
AUGCCGUCGACCAGAGUCGUCUUUUUCAGGCACGCGCAGUCGGAGUUCAACGCUCGACACUCAAUACAAGGCCAACUGGACCCACCGCUUGACGAAACCGGACUCGAACAAGUUGCGCUCGCGGCGCCGAGAGCUGCCGCUGCGCACGACGACGCCGUCGCGGUGUUUAGCAGCGACCUCCGCCGCGCCAGCGUCACCGGGCGGGCGAUCGCAGACGCCCUGGACUUGGCGCUCAUCGAAGACGCGAACCUGAGAGAGCGUCACUUGGGAGACUUGCAAGGACUCGAGAGGGCUUCGCUCGCGACGUCGGUGCCUUCGGCAUUCAAGGUGUGGAAGUCGCGCGACCGCAACGCCGCCGUGCCCGGCGGCGGUGAGUCGAGCGCGGGAGUGGACGCGCGAUUGAGCGCGUUUUUCCAAACAGUAAGCACGGGAAACUACGCCGGAAAGAAGAUCAUCGCCGUGACGCACGGCGGCGUGCUCGGUCGGCUGUUCGCCGGCGGCGCCAACCGCGAGGAAAAGCGUCUGUGCCAGAUGCGACGCGGCGUCGGAAACUUCGCCGAGUGCGUCGUAGACGCUUAUGACGACGGGACGUGGAGGUGUCAUUACUCUGGAUGGGCGUCGGGGCGGUUUUUAGAGGAUUCUGAAGCGACGCUUCAGGCGGACGACGUCGCCUGAUGAUGAGCCAGAGCGGAGCCCCACGCGCGGCACUUCCCAGCGCGCGCUCACGAUCGCGCCAUCGACGCUCGUAGUCGAAUAACGAUGCACGCGUCGUUCGCGCGAACGAUGACGCCAGCGCAAGUCUCCGGGCGCACGACCGUCGCCGCCUCGCGCCGCGCGGCUUAUCCGUCCCGCUCGCGAUCCGUCAUUCGCGCCCAAGUCACGACCGACGCCCUCAUCGAACGCGCGAAAACGCUCACGGACGACUUGAAGGCGAUGAACACGAAGAUGCCGACCAUUCGUCGCGUGGUGGCGGGGAACCGGAACGAUCUCAAGGCGCUGCAGCUGUACCAAGACGCGCUUGAGGGUCGAGCACCGAGCGAAGACGACGAAGACGCCGUGCGAAAACUGGAGAAUACGCUCGAUGAUUUGGCGACGUACGUGCAAGCGAAGGCAGAAGAGGAACAGUUUUGGGAGGGGCGGAAAGACGUGGUGACGUCGAGCAUCGUGGACAACGCCAACUUGACGGAUGACGAAAAGCGCGAGGUCUCGGGCAUGGUGGCCAACUUCACCAUGAUGGGGGUGCAGGCGGGAGUUUGGAACGCGCUCAUCUUGCUCAUCGGAUUCGUCAGUCUCGUGACGUUCGUAUUGCCGAACAUU